UAUGCCAUAGAGAAUAUGCCAUAUCUUUGCAACCAAGUAAAGGCCGAUCUAUAAAUAGUCAAGCAUAUGUUACUAAUACACAUACACAUUAAACCUAAAGCGACUUAAAAACAAUGGCAGCAAAGGAGUGUUUCACCGAGCUAUCAGACAUCAAACCAUUCAAGACAUCAUGGAAAAUAAGAGUGAAGAUCGUCCACACAUGGAAACAGUUCACUACUUACACUGGAGAGACAAUCGAGAUGAUCUUGGCUGAUGUAGCGGGAAUACUAAUUCAUGCAACCAUUAAAAAACAACAGUUGAACAAGUUUCAACGACUAAUUGUUUUUGGAGAAUGGAGAGUCAUUGAAAACUUCCAACUCACUAGAGCAUUUUGGAAGUUUAGAGCAACCAAGCAUACAUACAAAAUGUCGAUAAUGAAUUCAACAAUCAUUACUCGAUGCCAGUCUUUGUCUAAUGAUUUUUAUGUUGAUCUUGCUGCAUUUGACAACAUACUCGCUGAUGAUGUUCUUAAUGAACACAUACUCAUUGGUAUUGAUUGUUGA
Messenger RNA from Capsella rubella, 542 nucleotides. RefSeq lists its product as uncharacterized. The record is from RefSeq and is a predicted model, not a curated record. The transcript has 2 exons. Lineage: Eukaryota; Viridiplantae; Streptophyta; Magnoliopsida; Brassicales; Brassicaceae. Bases 114 to 542 code for a protein of 142 amino acids.